CACACACACACCCAUACGCACACACACACACACAUACAUUUCAGCUUGAGAGUGGUGCCAGAACUGGUGCUGGAGAGAGAGCUGGAGGGAGGGAAGAAAAAAAACGAGGGAGUGUUGGAAGGAGGGGGAAAGUUUGGGGGAGUUUAUAAAAGAACUACUGCAGAGAAGAGUGGGAAACCGGUUUUAGAAAGAGAGAAAGACCAAAGAGAAAAAAGCGGUGGAAAGGAAAAAGAAAAUUUCCGAGCAUUAAAGAUAAAAUGGCAGCUACUGAUUUUCCAGCAUUGUCACUACUGAUCGUCUCACUCUCCCUGUUGAAUGGUUACUUGGCCAACCCGCUCAAGGCCCCAGAGGGAAACCAUACAUCAGCAAAGCCGCCAGUAACCCCCUUUCAAAUUCGCUACGUGACGGGCCUCAGUGACUACGACUACAAAGACGAGGAAGAGGAAAACCAACCCACACACUACCGCCAGCCCCAGGACCCUACCCAAAACUCAGUCCCACAGCCCUGUGACUACGACCCCUGCCAAGACCAGCAGGUCCCCUGUGCCCAACUCUCAGCCCUCACCCGCUGCCUGUGCCCAGGCGUGACCGGGCCCCAGGAUCGCCCGGAGGCCCCCUCUUUGCAGAAGAUGGUCCGGGAGGGGUCCGAGACAGUGGUCACAUGGUGCGCUCCGCCCUCCACGGUGUCCUCCUACCGGGUCGUGGUCAACGGCGGGGAGCCCUUGGUUUUCGGGGAGCAGCUGAGGAGGGCGGUGCUGGGGGAGCUGGAGGCGGGGGCCAGGGUGUGCGUGGAGGCGGUGAACGACGCCGGGACCAGCACCCCCUUGCCCGAGUCCUGUAAGGAGUACGAGCCCCAGGGGGACGACGGCAUGUCGCUGCGGGCCGGGGUGAUCGGGGGAGGCCUGGGGUUCCUUCUGGUCCUUUCUCUAGCCGCACUGCUGCUCUGGAAGUUCAACACCUGCAAGAAAUCGGGGAGCGACAGGGAGGGCCUGGGGAACCUCUCUUACAGUUCUGAGGGACCCCUUUGAGCGGGACCCCAUUGGCCCAAUGGACAAUGACACUCAGACCGAACAUGCUCUUCGUGGGAAACCUCUGAUGUAACUAGAACGUAGGCAGAGAGGAAAUACAAAAAUGUUUUGUGUGUGGGUACACUACCUUAUUUAUUGCGCAAGGUUCACCACAAAAGAUGAUUCAUGUGAACGCACAGAAACCCAGAUUUAUACCUUGACUGCUUGUCUUGUGAACGUUUGCGAGGGGUAGCUCACUGGUGCAUCUGUGACUAUCAUAACUGAAGUGACCUGGGAGGAUAUACUUCCCAAGAGUCAUGAUGCUUUAUAACUAGAACAGGGUAAAUGAUGGUUGUUAUGGUUGUUAAUUAGGACUGUUCUGCAGGGCAGAAAGACCCCGUAUUUUAGCUGACCAAGAACUUUGAUGCCGUGCCUGAUGGGAAAGUGUGGAAAAGGCUGGAACUCGAUGACAUGAGUGAAUGUCCUGGUUAGAUUCUGGCUCUGUCUGCCACCGAAUCAUCCCCCAGCUUAUUAAGCUAAAACUUGUUCUCCCCCCUCUCUGCUGAUGUGUGGUUGAGCAUUCUCGUGCAAAAUGGCCACCGUGUGUCACCCAGGCGGUUGUUACACUUUGGUGGCGGUCGACACUCAUCACUGUAAAGGACUUUGAGUGUGACAAAAGCACUAUAUAAAUGCAAGUAAUUAUUAUUAAUAUUGUUAAUGAAAUGUCUUACAGGAUUGGUAAGGGAAGAGAUGCAUACUAGUGACUGAGUAUGUAGAACAGGACACAAGAUGUACCAACAAAGUGAAAAGUUCCAGAAGGAAACAGAGUUACAGGGUCCUUUGACAGGUUGAGGACCAAUCUGAGUUUCCGGUCAAGACACUGUUCUUAUUAAUAGUUCUACAACACUACCUGCUCUAUUAACCUGCUUUUGUCCAAAAUUAUCACAGAUUAAUUUUAUAUCUUUCAAAAAAAAAUGAUCUUCCUAUUAGUAACAAUGAGUAUCACAAAUAAGUGAAUUUUGAAAGCAGUAUUUAAUAGCUUUUUGUAAUUUUGGUAGGACUGGCACUGCACUGGAUUAACAGAAAUUAAUUUUUUAUUUGAAUUAUUUCAUGGAUAAAACACUUUUUAAUUUAUUUUUGUUGUGUGGCUGUGACUGCUCAAUGAGUUUUAUAAGCUUUCAAAACUUGAAAAUAGAAAUGUAUAUGUGUUCAAAUAUCUUAACUGAGAAUGAUGCUCUGAUGAUCUUUUUCAACAUUGUUGUAACAAUUUUUAGCAGAACUGUAGCUAAAGUAAAAAACAAAAACAAA
Messenger RNA from Anguilla rostrata (American eel), 2315 nucleotides. Its product is annotated as LRRN4 C-terminal-like protein. The record is from RefSeq and is a predicted model, not a curated record. Gene Ontology annotation, molecular function: protein binding. The transcript is spliced from 2 exons. The coding region runs from base 258 to 1028 and encodes 256 amino acids. Lineage: Eukaryota; Metazoa; Chordata; Actinopteri; Anguilliformes; Anguillidae.